AUAAAUUGUAUUUUAUGUACACAACAUUGGCACUUAUUCAAUCGCGCAAAGCUCAAAUAAAAAAACUAGUAUUUUAUAAAAUUCAUUAUAAAUGUAGGGGUUAUUUCAAAAUUAUUUAGUGACGAGGAAUAUUGCUAAAAUGAUUAAGAAUUACUCCGUAUUAUAAGUGUUAGCCCGAUUACUUCCGCACAGAACCCAUAUUUCCAGAUUUUACGUUACUGUUAGGUACAUCACUGGAAUGACGAUGAGCGGAUCGAAUCGGGGGGUCCGAGUAGAACUAGCUGAAGCCGGCGAGCGCCGGUAUGACGACGAAGAAACCGCCACGAAGAAGAACAGAGAAGAGGAAGGAACGCAUGACCCCACUCCUCGAGUUGAUUGCCCCGGCGACCAUCUCGGCGUGCGUUCUCGUCCUUACCUCAUGAAAAUUCUCGAUAAGCAAGGGGACAAAAACAUUGUUUUUGUAGAUAAGGUUUUAAAGAUUACGAGUUCAGGGAAGAUGAAGCAGAGAAUUCUUCUAAUCACUGAUUGUGCAAUAUACUUGGUAGACCCAGAAGGUGAUGUUCUUAAGAGGCGGGUAGCCCUUGCAGCCGUAGACAAGCUUUGCUUGAGCAAACUAAGUGAUCACUUCAUUGCAAUCAUUAUCCCAACUGAAUAUGAUAUACUCCUUGCAAGCACUAGGAAGACUGAAAUUCUAUCAUGCAUAGUUGACACUACCAAGAGCGUAUCUAACUAUGAUCUUGAAGUGUUUCACUCAAACAGGUUUGAGUAUAAUGCAACUGCUGAGAAAGUUAAAGGACUCAUAUUCGAGGAAACUGAAGGUGGUGUUAAAACACGAAUAGUGCAGAAUGGUACAAUGCAUAAAACAUGAGUUUGCAAAUGGGAAAUGUUUUUUUGAUGCCCUGUGGAUAUUCAUUCCCUGCCUUGUUCAUGGUACUAAUAUACUGCAUGGCUUCAUGAUCUUUCAUAUUUGUUGAUAAUGCUUAUUUAUGGCUCACAAAUAACCAUAUUAUUGACACUCUUUCAUUUGACCACUAAAUAUGCAUAUGCUUAUGUUUUUUACUUUUUUUUUUAAUUUUUAA
Molecule: messenger RNA, 1079 nt
Organism: Cuscuta epithymum
Lineage: Eukaryota; Viridiplantae; Streptophyta; Magnoliopsida; Solanales; Convolvulaceae
Source: the annotation of a GenBank genome assembly